GAGGACAACAAGACCCCUGCCCACGGACCCAACUUCGAAGGAUGUUGCUUAUUGCACGCGUUUGGAUGCUGCCCAGACAACCGCAAGCCUGCCGAAAGACAACAUCUUGAAGGAUGUGGGUGUCAGUACUCGCUCCACGGAUGCUGCCCUGACAACGUUACCAUCGCUCAGGGAGCAGACAACCUGGGCUGCGGCUGUCAGUACACACAGCAUGGCUGCUGUCCAGACAGACAUACGGCUGCCUCUGGCCCCAACAACGAAGGCUGUGGCUGCAGCACGUACCAAUUCGGUUGCUGUCCUGACGGCGUCACCAUCGCCAAGGGACCUGAACAGCAGGGCUGCCACUGCCACUACUCCUUGUACGGCUGCUGUGGAGACGGCGUUACUCCAGCGACUGGUCCUGACGCUGCAGGCUGCGACUGCUCCUCCAGUAAACAUGGUUGCUGCCCCGAUGGAACUACUGAAGCGGCUGGUCCUAAGUUCCUUGAGUGUACUGAUGUACCUGAAAAUAAACAAGCUGCCUGCAGCUUACCCACGGACCCAGGCUCAUGUCUCAACUUUACGGCGAUGUGGUACUUCGAUAUGACAUACGGAGGCUGUUCCCGUUUCUGGUACGGAGGCUGUGAGGCCAAUGGGAACGUCUUCGCCACUAAAGAGGACUGUGAGGACGUGUGUGUACAGCCCUCACCUAAAGAAGUAUGCAACCUUCCGAGCGUAAAGGGCGCCUGUGACGGUAGCUACGAGCACUGGCACUACAACAGCACCCGCGAGCAGUGUGUUCCAUUCCUGUACGGAGGAUGUCUCGGCAACGCCAACAACUUCAAGACUAAGGAGCUCUGCCAGAAGCAAUGUGAUUCUAAAGCAGUUAAAGGGCAAUGCGACCUGCCAAUCGAGCAGGGCUCGUGUGCCGGCAACUUCAGCCGCUGGGGCUUCAACCCUGACACUCGCAGCUGCGAGCAGUUUAUAUGGGGAGGAUGUGAGGGCAACUCCAACCGGUUCAAUACUGAGGCCGCUUGUCAGAUGCGCUGCAACCCACCAGGGUCACAACCACCUCAGUGCGCAGAGCCACAGGAAGCAGGCUCUUGUAGCAAUAAGGAAGCACUCUGGUCCUUCAGUGUGUCAGAAAACCGCUGCGUACCAUUCUACUACAGCGGUUGUGGAGGCAACAACAACAGGUUCCCGUCCAGGGAGGCUUGUGAACAGACCUGUCCUGCCGCUUACG
Molecule: messenger RNA, 1222 nt
Organism: Spodoptera litura
Lineage: Eukaryota; Metazoa; Arthropoda; Insecta; Lepidoptera; Noctuidae
Product: actinia tenebrosa protease inhibitors-like
Molecular function (GO): serine-type endopeptidase inhibitor activity
Source: RefSeq, a predicted model, not a curated record